Messenger RNA from Carassius carassius (crucian carp), 4029 nucleotides. Its product is annotated as mothers against decapentaplegic homolog 4. NCBI's taxonomy places the organism in Eukaryota, Metazoa, Chordata, Actinopteri, Cypriniformes, Cyprinidae. Gene Ontology annotation, molecular function: I-SMAD binding; RNA polymerase II cis-regulatory region sequence-specific DNA binding; DNA-binding transcription factor activity, RNA polymerase II-specific. Gene Ontology annotation, biological process: BMP signaling pathway; cell differentiation; anatomical structure morphogenesis. Bases 401 to 2044 code for a protein of 547 amino acids. Gene Ontology annotation, cellular component: heteromeric SMAD protein complex. The record is from RefSeq and is a predicted model, not a curated record. The transcript has 12 exons.
CACUAAUGCGCAUGCGCGGCUCGCCAUCUCGCGCAGCAGGGUGUGAGACCAUCGCCGCUAAAUUGUUUAUUUUCGCUGAGCGCAGUGACUGUUUUUGCUCUCCUGUUGAUAAAAUAUUGUGCCAAAUCAUGUCUAACAGACUUCUUGCUCAGAUGAAGAUCUAUUGACAUUGACAUUGCUUUAAAUCGUAGAUAUCGCGUGCUAAGAGUGCUAAGCGCGGAAGCCGCUAACAAGAUUCACAUCAAAACCACCAUAACUGGACAGAUUAAGACAGAUUCAUCCACAGGAGACGUAUCAGGUAUGGGACGUUUGGAUGGACCCUUCACUGGCGGCAGUGCAUUGCUGAAACGAGUCUGAAGCAGCACACAGGAGUCUCUCUGAAGCCUAUAACCAGCGCAGGAUGUCCAUCACAAACCCCCCCACUAGUAACGACGCCUGUCUGAGCAUCGUGCACAGUCUGAUGUGUCACAGACAGGGCGGCGAGAGCGAGACCUUCGCCAAACGGGCCAUUGAGAGUCUGGUGAAGAAACUGAAGGAGAAGAAAGACGAGUUGGAUUCGCUCAUCACCGCCAUCACCACCAACGGUGCUCAUCCCAGCAAAUGUGUGACCAUACAGAGAACACUAGACGGCCGUCUGCAGGUGGCUGGUCGUAAAGGAUUCCCGCAUGUCAUCUAUGCACGGUUGUGGCGAUGGCCAGACCUUCAUAAGAACGAGUUGAAACACGUCAAGUACUGCCAGUUUGCCUUUGACCUGAAGUGUGACAGCGUGUGUGUGAACCCUUACCAUUACGAGAGAGUGGUGUCUCCAGGAAUAGACUUAUCUGGACUCACACUGUCAGGCUCUGGUCCGUCGGGUCUGAUGGUGAAGGAUGAGUAUGAUUAUGAAGGGCAGCCGUCUCUGUCAAGCUCUGAGGGACACAUGCAGACGAUUCAACACCCUCCCUCUCGCCCGGUGGCCCCGGAGCCCUUCAGCACGCCCUCCAUGCUCCCGCCAGCAGAGGGCAGCAGCUCGGCCUCCACCUCCGCCUUCUCCAGCAUCGCAGUGGGACCCACAACUCAGCCCAAUAGUGUUCUCUCAGGAAGCCACAGCAGCGAUGGUCUGCUGCAGACUGCCUCUGGGACGGGGCAGGGCUCACAGCAGAAUGGUUUCCCCCCCGGCCAGCCCUCCACAUACCAUCACAACGCUAGCUCCAGCUGGACGAGGAACAGUAACUUCCCCCCCACCGUGCCUCACCAUCAGAACGGUCAUCUCCAGCAUCAUCCGCCCAUGGCCCAUCCAGCACACUUCUGGCCCGUUCACAACGAAAUCGCGUUCCAGCCACCGAUAUCCAACCACCCUGCUCCAGAGUACUGGUGCUCCAUCGCUUACUUCGAGAUGGACGUUCAGGUGGGCGAGACCUUUAAAGUUCCCUCGUCCUGUCCCAUCGUGACCGUGGACGGGUAUGUGGACCCCUCCGGAGGAGACCGCUUCUGUCUCGGUCAGCUCAGCAACGUCCACAGAACGGAGGCCAUCGAGAGAGCGAGACUGCACAUCGGGAAGGGCGUCCAGCUGGAGUGUAAAGGGGAAGGGGACGUUUGGGUUCGCUGUCUGAGCGAUCACGCCGUCUUCGUCCAGAGCUACUACUUGGAUCGUGAAGCCGGUCGAGCUCCUGGAGACGCUGUGCACAAGAUCUACCCCAGCGCUUACAUCAAGGUGUUUGAUCUGCGUCAGUGUCACAGACAGAUGCAGCAGCAGGCCGCGACAGCACAAGCAGCAGCAGCCGCUCAAGCAGCAGCGGUGGCCGGAAACAUCCCCGGCCCUGGAUCUGUGGGAGGAAUCGCUCCUGCUAUCAGUUUGUCUGCGGCCGCUGGAAUCGGUGUGGAUGACCUCCGCCGGCUCUGCAUCCUGCGCAUGAGCUUCGUCAAGGGCUGGGGUCCGGAUUACCCCCGACAGAGCAUCAAAGAGACGCCCUGCUGGAUCGAGAUCCACCUGCACCGUGCGCUGCAGCUGCUGGAUGAGGUUCUGCACACCAUGCCCAUCGCUGACCCCACGCCGCUGGACUGAGACCAGACCCUGGACCGCCGAACUGUGCGGACGAUGCCGAGAGACCAGUACGGUUCAGAGGUCAACAUCACGGCUGCGUUUAUUUCAUUUGCUGCUUUUGUUUUAGCCGUGUUCUAACAUUCAGACCCUGAAGUGCACAGGUCCCAGUGUUGUAGUGACACUAAAGCUUCAAAAGUGUUUUGCAUGAAGAUGAGGUGCAUGCUGGGAGCUGUUAAAACGAAUUUGUUCUUAGACCCUUGCUUCCUGCUGUUGCUUCACUAGACACUAGAGUCUCCCAUCGUGUCUGAACCGAGUCCAUUUCAAUCAGACUGUCAGAUUUCACUUUUAUUUCCUACUUUGUUUUGGUCAUCAUCUCUUGAUGCAAACCAGAGUCUCUCAGGCCGAACGUUUAAAAGCUGCUCUGGAAGAAUGACGGCUGACGUAUACCUGAACAUCAUGUGACAUCAUUUCCUUUCUAUUGAUUCGCGGAGUUUGGGUUAAAGCGGUUCGGACUCACGGUUGUAUUAGCAGGUGUUGCAUGUACAGAAGAUGUGCGUUUUCUUUUGAGCUUCUCACUAGUAGUAGUUUUUAUUUUGCAAGUUUCUCGCUGCAUUCUGUUAUCAGUCAUAGCAAGAUGUGUUAACGGUUAGUUUAGACUCAUUCAUCUACAAGCAAUAACAACCAGUUUCUUCUGAAUGCUUUUUUCUUUUUCUUUUAGCCAUGUAUUUGUUUUAGCACUUUUUUUUUCAUCUUUCAGUUUCUCUUCUUUGCAGCCUGUGAAUAAAAAUGCAGCUCUUUUACAGAAAAUAAAUUUGGUUUACAGGAAUCAUAACCAGAAAUUAAAAUGUGCUCAUCCUCAGAUCACCCAAGAUGAGUUUGGUUCUUCAUCAGGUUUGUAGAAAUGUCUCAUCAAUGGAUGCUCUGCAGUGAAUGGGUGCCGUCAGAAUGAGAGUCUGAUAAAAACAUCACAAUAAUCCACAGCACUCCAGUCCAUCAGUGAACAUCUGGAGAAGACAAAAGAUGAAACACAUCCAGCAUUAAGAUGAUUUUAACUCAAAUACAUAGAGUCUAUAAUCCAUAAUAACACUUCCUCCAGUGAAAAAGUGCAUCAAAAUCACUCACAUAUGUGUUUUAGAUCUGUUUAAACGCUGCUUGAUCUGUGCAGAUUUCUCUCCUGAUUCAGACCAGAACACUUUUUCACUGGAGGAAGUGUUAUUAUGGAUUAUAGACUCUAUGUGUUUGAGUUAAAAUCGUCUUAAUGCUGGAUGUGUUUCAUCUUUUGUCUUCUCCAGAUGUUCACUGAUGGACUGGAGUGCUGUGGAUUAUUGUGAUGUUUUUAUCAGACUCUCAUUCUGACGGCACCCAUUCACUGCAGAGCAUCCAUUGAUGAGACACUGAUGCAGUGCUACAUUUCUACAAACCUGAUGAAGAAACAAACUCAUCCUGAUCUUGUACAAGUAUCUUAGAGUAUUUCUUUAACACAUUAUUGGUUUAAUGCAGCUUUCACAGCUGGUCAAAGGUUACAAGGGCUCCAUUUGAUCUGUUUCUAAAGAUCCUUUCACAGGAAACGGAUGAAUUCACUCUUUUAUACAAUGUAUACCACACGCCUCUGAUGCCUGAGAUUAUCAGUUAUUCAUAUAACAAAUGAUGGCCAUGUAUGGAUAUGAGAUGAACUGGAACGGAGUGUUUCGGAUGUUAACAUUGAAAGCCAUAAGACAUGAAUAUGAUGAGAAAUAAGAUCCCAGGAUUCUUCAGAGAUGGUGUUUUCUCUAUGAAAUGACACCCUUACUCUUGAGACUUACUCUAGACGAUCACGUCAGACUUGCGUGUCUCGAAGAGAGUAAAGAUGACGGAUCAAACUUCUGUUGAGCCGAAUUCAUAUUCUGUUUAAAAAGAAAUGGGAGAUUUCUGAACAAGAAGAGAGCACUUGUGAGAGCAUUUGCUUAAAUAGCUCGUACUUUUAGCAGGUAAUCAAAUACAGUGUAUUAUUAAAUUGAUUUUGAAGU